AGCGGCGGGCAAUGGGCAGCUCGCGAGGGGGCAGUCUGAAGAACCUCGUAACAGUACCCACCUGGUGCGGAACGCCCAAGAGCGCACGCCUCACGCUCCCACAUUCCGGCCGACUGCCCAAAGCACAGGAAAUUCCAAUGUCUCCGCUAAUACCCACCUACACGAGCAACCAAGUGCUACUGUCGAAGUUCCUAAGCCUGCCCCAGCCCAAGAACGAAAUUCAGUGCACCUACGUAUGGAUCGACGGUAGCGGACAGAAUCUGCGCUGCAAAACAAGAACCGUCGAAUUUGAGCCUCAAGACGCGAAAGACUUGCCUAUAUGGAACUUCGACGGGUCGAGCACCGGCCAGGCCGAGGGGAAGAACUCGGACGUCCACAUCUAUCCUGUGGCACUGUUUCGUGACCCGUUCCUGGGCGGACCCAACAAGUUGGUGCUGUGCGAGACAUACAAGCACGACCACACCCCCCACGAAUCGAACAAGCGGCACAUAUGCAAGUUGGCGAUGGAUCGGUGCAAGGACCAGAAGCCGUGGUUCGGCAUCGAGCAGGAGUACACUCUUCUCGACAUCGAUGGCCGGCCUUACCGAUGGCCUAAGCAAGGGUUCCCGGGGCCUCAAGGACCUUAUUACUGCGGCGUCGGUGCGGACCGUGUCUACGGUCGGGAUGUGGUAGAGGCGCACUACAGGGCCUGCCUCUACGCCGGCGUCAAGAUAGCGGGCACAAACGCUGAAGUGAUGCCUUCACAGUGGGAAUUCCAGGUAGGACCGUGUGAAGGCAUAAGCAUCGGCGACCAUCUUUGGAUGGCGCGUUUCAUCCUCCAUCGAGUGGCCGAGGAUUUCGGCCUCGCGGUGACACUCGACCCGAAGCCUGUGGCAGGAGACUGGAACGGCGCCGGCGCGCACACCAACUUCAGCACGCUCGCCAUGCGCCAGCCCGAAGGCAUACGCUACAUCGAGAAGGCGAUCGAGCUGCUCUCGCGCAAACACCGCGAGCACAUCCAAGCCUACGACCCAAACGGAGGUCGUGACAACGAGCGCCGCCUGACGGGAUUGCACGAGACGUCCAGCAUCCACGACUUCACAUCGGGCGUGGCAGACCGCGGAGCGAGCAUCCGAAUCCCUCGACAGGUGUCGCAAGACCGCAAGGGUUACCUGGAGGACCGAAGACCUGCGUCCAAUUGCGACCCCUACAGCGUGGCGAGGGCCAUUGUUUCAACUGUGUGCCUCAACCAGGGACCAGUGACUCGUCGGAGCGCCUACCUCUGGGCCCAUCCUUUUUCACGUCUGGACGUUCAAGAAUUCUGCACCUGCAAGAACAACAGAUUGCUCCUGCGCUUUCAGAUGUCGUUUACGAGACCUGUGACAACGAUAGGGUUGUAAAAUUAGCGUGAUGGCAUAGUGACGCGUUUUCAAAUUUCCGGCACCAUAGUGAUGCGAAAGCGACGUUUGUAUCCGCCGUAAAGAGUGGCGUGUAUCUUGUAGUACAAUGAUGGCAGACACUUGACAGCGCUGCCUUUUAUAUAGCGCAUGUACAUUGGCGAAGAAAUUGUGACGUCAAUUUCUGCUGGAUCUCAGCUUUCUUGAACUAAAAUUUCGUAGUAAUAAUAAUAAUGGCUGCAAUGGCUUCUACUGCAGCAAAAUUAGUGAAAUCACUAUCGUUCUCGCAAAUUGUAAGUAUCGCAACUACUUUCACAAGGCAGAAUGAAGAAGCAACAAUGCAACUUGUUAUGUUUUCUUAACCGCACAAUAAAAAAAGAAGCUUCA
This is a messenger RNA of Dermacentor silvarum, 1763 nucleotides long. RefSeq names its product glutamine synthetase. Lineage: Eukaryota; Metazoa; Arthropoda; Arachnida; Ixodida; Ixodidae. The coding region runs from base 12 to 1379 and encodes 455 amino acids. The record is from RefSeq and is a predicted model, not a curated record. Gene Ontology annotation, cellular component: cytoplasm. Gene Ontology annotation, molecular function: glutamine synthetase activity. The transcript has 6 exons.